GGCGCCGCGGGGCGCUGUGCGCGUGAGGACAGGGUGGCGGGGGAGCCUGGGGCGACAGAGCCAGGGGCCUGGUAGCAGCUCAGUAGGUCCCGUCCCGGGUCCCUGUCCUCCUAGUCUGUGCCCGGGGCAUGUGGGCCGCUGCUGGGCUGAGAGCUGCGCCCCACAGGCCCUGACCCGACCGCCCACUGCUCGCGCCCUGGGCGCAGGGCCUGGGACAGCGCUGGAGACGGUGUAAGGCCCGAGCUGGAUUGCAAAGCAGGUUCCCCCUGUAACUGGUUCAGGAGGCACCUGGGUGGUGACCUGGACCACGUCGCAGUGUUGCCGGCUCUUCUGAUUUUCAGUGGGAGUCUUGCAAUAAUUGGGGAUAGUUCUUAAAGCCCCAGCUCCUGGAGUCCUGUGACUAUGUGAGAAUCUUUCAUUUUUAAAAAGCACCAUGUCCCAGAAGCAGCGGGAUCUGCUGGAACUGGGGCGGCUUGAAUACUUGCAAGCGCUGGUCACCGAGUUCCAGGUAACAGAGAGUCCAGGAAUUAGAGAGCCCAGCCCAUCUCAGCUGCCUCUUUUGUCACCUAAAUGCUGCUUAUAUAUUGCAGAAGCCAAGGAGCAAGUACUGGCUAAUCUAGCCAACUUCGCCUACGAUCCCAAGAACUACGAAUAUCUCCGACAGCUUCAAGUCCUUGACUUGUUCCUAGAUAUGCUCACAGAGGAUAAUGAGACCCUUGUGGAGUUUGCAAUUGGUGGUCUUUGUAACCUCUGUCUGGAUAAGACAAACAAGGACUAUAUUUUGGAGGCAGAUGGGGUGGCACCUGUAAUAAACUGCUUAUCCAGCUCAAAUGAGGAGACAGUGAUGUCGGCAGUGACUACUCUGAUGUACUUGACCAUGCCACAGUCUCGCCAGCAGACCACGGCACUCCCGGUGGUGGAGUGCAUGUUACGUUUCUCCCUCUCAGCUAACAGGAGGCUAAGCAACCUGGCAAGGGUCUUCCUUGAGGAUUAUUGUUCUCCUGUGCAGGUGGAGGAGGCCAGGAACCUGAGCAAACAUACAGCUGUAGGGAUCCCGCUCCCAAAGGACUGAUGUUGUGCAGAGCAGAGGGAGUAGCUUGAGACUGUUAUUGCGUGAGAAGAGAGAUUCUUGAUUUCAUCUUUAGAGCCCCCUCCACCUGCAGGACUGGUGAAACUAGUGAAAGACAUUGCUAAAAUUCUGCCUCAGUUUGAAAAGGGCAGGUGGGGAGCCAGGACAUGGGUCCAGAAGUCAGGAUUAGCAGCUAAACUGUUGUUAAUACAAAACAUAUUAUGGCUGUUAGAGAGCA
This is a messenger RNA of Caretta caretta (loggerhead turtle), 1307 nucleotides long. The record is from RefSeq and is a predicted model, not a curated record. NCBI's taxonomy places the organism in Eukaryota, Metazoa, Chordata, Testudines, Cheloniidae.